GAAAAUGAAGCAGAGAAACCAGAGGAAGAAAAAGCUAGUGCUCCACCCCCACCUGGAAAUGAAGAGGAAGCUGCAGAAAAUGGCGUUGUGAAAAAGAAGGUGGCAGAGGCUGAGGCUGACAGUGAUAGCGAUAGUGAUGAUGAUGAAGAUGAUGUCCAAGUCACCAUAGGGGAUAUUAAAACAGGAGCUCCACCAGCUCCGUAUGGUUAUGGAGCUACACCUGUAAAUCUCAAUAUUAAGACAGGAGGACGAACUUUUGGAUCUUCUGGUGCGAAAGUUAAAGGGGUGGAUCUGGAUGCACCAGGGAGUAUUAAUGGUGUGCCGCUUCUGGAAGUAGAUUUAGAUUCUUUUGAAGAUAAACCUUGGAGAAAGCCAGGGGCUGAUCUCUCUGAUUAUUUCAACUAUGGGUUCAAUGAAGAUACCUGGAAAGCUUACUGUGAAAAACAAAAGAGAAUACGAAUGGGUCUUGAAAUUUUACCAGUUACCUCAACCACAAAUAAAAUUACGGUACAGCAGGGCAGAACUGGAAAUUUGGAGAAAGAGUUGACAGUGCAGUCGACCAAAGCUGAUUUCACAUCUCCUCCUGCCUUACUCAAAUCAGGAAUUCCAACAAACAGGCGAUUAACUGGUGCAAUAGAUGUGAUUGGACAGACCAUCACUAUCAGCAGGGUGGAAGGACGACGGCGUGCUAACGAAAACAGCAACAUACAGGUUCUUUCAGAACGAUCUAAUCCUGAAGUAGACAAUUUUACCAAGCCACCUCCAUUUUUCCCUCCAGGAGCUCCACCUACCCACCUUCCACCACCUCCUUUCCUCCCACCCCCUCCAACUGUCAGUACUGCUCCACCUCUGAUUCCCCCACCAGGUAAAUAA
Mesitornis unicolor (brown roatelo) is the source of this 873-nucleotide messenger RNA. RefSeq names its product pre-mRNA 3'-end-processing factor FIP1-like. The record is from RefSeq and is a predicted model, not a curated record. NCBI's taxonomy places the organism in Eukaryota, Metazoa, Chordata, Aves, Mesitornithiformes, Mesitornithidae. The annotation marks the transcript as partial. The transcript has 9 exons. Gene Ontology annotation, cellular component: mRNA cleavage and polyadenylation specificity factor complex. Gene Ontology annotation, molecular function: RNA binding.